GUUGGUACAAGACGACGGGCAAGUACUACCACAAUGAGUAAAGGGAGCAGUAGUGACGAUGAGAAGUAUGAGCCAGCAAUCGCUCCACUGGCUCCAAAAGUCAUCUUACAAGAAGAAAGCCAGGUUGAGGUCUCGGCUAGUCCUGCGUUCCAAUGUCUGGAUGAGCUGUUCCAACAAGGUAAACUAACUGGAACUAAAGUUGCACAGCUCAAGGCAAAGUAUACAGAACUCCAUAGAACUCUUGCAAGAACAAGAGAUUCAGAAACAUCCCACCUACAAGAAGCCAAGAAAUGUACGUCGGUCCUUGAGAAGCAAAGAUCUGAGCUGGAGAAGGCAGACAACUUUCCUGAGAGCUCCAACACGGAAGUGACUAAGCUGCGCACUCAGUGGCUCAAACACACCAAUGAGAUUGACCAGUCAUCGGAAAGAACCUAUCAAAAUGAUUUCAACAUUGAAAGUCUACAGGAGGAGAAGCGGAUGCUCGAGCGAGAGUACAGCCGCCUCCCCAAGAAGGAAGAGAUCGACAAGCAGACAAAAGAACUGAAUAAACACAUCGAGGACCUACGCCUUGAGAUUGGCCAGAGGCAGCUAGAGGCCAAGAAUCUACGGGAGGAGCUGGCGACGAGACAGAGGCAGAUUGAGCUUGAGAGGAAGGAGGUGGAACAUGAAGUUGAGCACCAGGAGAAACUGAAGGAGGACCUCGUCCAGGUACACUCGCUGCCUGGGCAACUGCUGAAGGACAUGGACAAGAUGAAUAAGCAGAAAAAUGAGGUGGAUAAGAAACGUUCCGAGGUGGAUGAGACCUGCACAAACUACGGCUCUGAGCUGCAGCAGCUACUUGCACGCCAGCAGCAGCUAACAGACGACAAGUUCCAGCUAGAGCGAGAGAAGCAGAAGAGCCAAGGAGUCCUGGAGGAGACGCAGAUGAAGUUUGAUCAGAGGAUGAAGGACUUUGAGUAUGAGAAGGAGAAGGAGGCGGUGUAUCUUGGGGACAGAGCGACCCUUGACCUUGGAUUGCGACACAUUCAGAUGGAGAAGAAGAACCAACACGACAUCUACGCACGUAAGUUGCGAGAGAAAGAGCGUGAUUUGCGCAACUUAAAGAAGACAGAGCUUCAGCUGAAAGUGGCCAAUGAAGGCUUGGCCCACACUCAGUCCGUCUUUGACAAAGUCAAAUCACAAGCCGAUGGUGGACCAAAAGAUGACGGGUCGUUACUGGAGAAGCGGAAGGAGUUACAGAGAGAGGUUGAGCAGACCAAACGGAUGCUUGGUAAUCAGAAUUCCUUGACAGCCGUGGAGCAGGUCAAAGUUGAACAGAGCAUCGCAGAGGAAGAGCGUCUGCUGUACGAACAGAGCGACCUACGCAUAGAGGUCGUUGAGUUGACUCGUCUGGCCGCCAUCAAGGGAGAUGAGAGGGAGCAGAAAGCGAGAGAUUUCAUGCGAGCCGAACUGCGAUAUCACCGCGCCUUGGAUGACCUCAAGGCCAAGGAUCUGUCCAUUAUCGACAAUAAGAAGAAAUAUCAGGAGAUGAUGAUAAGGUUGCGUGAUUUUGCGAAGAUGUAUGACGUGAUAAAGAAUGAGCGUAACAAGUGUGUUAACUUGAUCCAGGCCAGCACCCAGAAGGCUGCUGAGAUGCGAGAGAAGAUUAAAAUCCUUCAAAACGAGAUCGAGAUCCUCCGUACAUCCUGCCAAACCAAAGAGAGACACUUGCAGAAAGCCCGUCUGAAGCAUGUGAAUGCCGUUGUCUUGCGUGACCAGCUCCGUAAUGAAUUGGCUAAACAACAACGCAUCGAGGAGGAGAUGAGAGAGAAGAGGGAACAGCAACGUCUGGACAUCGCUAAACUCAACCUCAUGAUCAAUCAGGCAGAGGAACAGAUGGUCAGACUCAGGAAACGAUACGAGACGGCCGUUCAACACCGCAAUGACAGGGGUGUUCAACUGAUUGAGAGGAAUGAGGAGGUCUGCAUCUUCUAUGAGAAGGUGAACAUCCAGGAGGACAUGAUCCGUAAAGGAGACGUGGAGCUACAGAUGAGAGAAGAAGAGAUUCGCUUUCUUAAGAUGCAGGUGACUGAAGAGAAGAGAGCCAUCAUGCUGGGGAGGGGAGCCUUGCCCAACAAGAGAGCCUUAGAACAGGAGUUGGUCACUUUGCAGAUACAGUUGUCUCAGUGUCAGGAUCGCAUGGGGGAACUAGAGAAAGAACUGGAGAAUCCGUACGACGAGAAGAGAGUUCGCUUCCUGGAAGGUAAAGACCUCAGCCCGGCCGACCUCAACAAGAAGAUUGAACAACUUGAGGUACGCCUAGCUGAGAAGGAAGAGGGUCUACUCGAGAAGGAUCUUGUCUACGAGCAAGUCCAAAGACUGGCUGAGAAUGUCAGGAAUAAAGUAGACAGUGGCAAACAAGAUACGCUACAGCUAGCCAAGAAGGUGAAUGAACUCCAGGCUAAGAUCAAAGACAUCACCCGUAAGAUGAUGGCAUCUGUCUCGGAGCUCUCCAUGACCCAAGCCGAAGCGGUCAAUCUUCAGCAACAGGUUCGCACCAAGGAGGGUGAGCUGGACCAGGCGUAUCUGCGUAUGGAGCAGGGUGAAGCGCCCUCACAGGAGGCUGCGCGGACGUGGGAGCGAAUGGUGCGGGAUGAGAAUAGAAGGAGAGAGGAUACAACCAUGAAACAAAUGGUUGAGGAAGAUGAGGAGCAGUAUCUGACGGCAGGAGGAACGACGACGACGGCCGAGCCCCGCCCCAAUGCCUACAUCCCAGAUGAUGACAGUGACCUCCCGGUACCUAGGCCCUAUGGUGUCCAUGCUCCGUUCAAACCACGGGAAGGUGGUGCCAAUAUGAGACAUAUCCGCAAGCCAAUCAUCAAACCAAUUGAGAUCUGAGACAUGUAAACACAGCUUGCUGGAUCAUGAAGCGAUACCAGCCAAGGGGGCGUGUUUUGGCAAUCCUGACCUAAAAUAAGUUUCUUUUUAAUAAGUAUUGGUUUUUACCCAUACACCGAUGUGUGUUAGCACUGUACUGUAUACUCAGUACUUUCCCGAGUCCUGUGAACAAAUAUCACAGGCAUAUUACUCGGGUAGGAUUCGAACCCACGACCCGUGCAAUUCUAGAGCGGUAUCUUACUAAUUAUAACACCCCUUACAAAUAUUCUGCCUUUUCAUUGGUUUAGAGCGCGUCACAUGACAUAUCUUAGUU
Molecule: messenger RNA, 3190 nt
Organism: Asterias rubens (European starfish)
Lineage: Eukaryota; Metazoa; Echinodermata; Asteroidea; Forcipulatida; Asteriidae
Product: coiled-coil domain-containing protein 146-like
Exons: 16
Coding region: 34-2877 (947 amino acids)
Cellular component (GO): cytoskeleton
Source: RefSeq, a predicted model, not a curated record